AUGGUUCUUUUAUGGGAUGCUCUGUAUAAGAGGAGCAAUUCAAAACAUUCACGUGCUUCAUGCUGGCUUCCUGUACUGGUUUUACAGAGCUGCAGCUGCUAUUUUUCUACCAGCAAUCAGCUGAACACCAAGUUCUAUACUGACCCAGUAGAAGCAGUAAAAGACAUACCUGAUGGGGCCACACUACUUGUUGGUGGUUUUGGGCUGUGUGGUAUUCCAGAGAACCUUAUUGGGGGCUUAUUGAAGACUGGAGUCAAAGGACUAACUGCAGUCAGUAAUAAUGCAGGUGUUGACAAUUUUGGACUUGGUCUUUUACUUCAAAGUAAGCAGAUAAAACGCAUGAUAUCUUCAUAUGUUGGAGAGAACGCAGAGUUUGAACGGCAGUAUUUAUCUGGAGAACUGGAAGUUGAGCUUACACCUCAGGGCACCCUGGCAGAGCGAAUCCGUGCAGGAGGGGCAGGAAUUCCAGCGUUUUACACAAGUACGGGGUAUGGGACACUGGUGCAGGAAGGAGGAGCACCUAUCAAAUACAACGCAGAUGGCACUGUUGCCAUUGCCAGUCAUCCAAGAGAGGUGAGAGAAUUUGAUGGCCGUCAUUAUAUUAUGGAGAAGUCAAUUACAGGUGAUUUUGCACUUGUAAAGGCGUGGAAGGCUGAUCGUGCAGGAAACAUCAUCUUCAGGAAGACUGCAAGAAACUUCAACCAACCAAUGUGCAAAGCUGCCAGAAAAACUGUGGUAGAGGUGGAAGAAAUUGUUGAUAUAGGAUCAUUUGCCCCAGAAGACAUUCAUAUCCCCAAGAUCUAUGUUGACCGCCUCAUAAAGGGAGAUGGAUUUGAAAAGAGAAUUGAAAGAUUAUCAACCCGAAAGCCUGAAGAUACAAAAAGCAAACAAAAGAAGGGAGGAGAUAACGUAAGAGAGAGGAUCAUCAGGCGAGCCGCCUUAGAGUUUGAGGAUGGCAUGUAUGCUAAUCUGGGCAUAGGAAUUCCUUUGUUGGCCAGCAACUUCAUCAGUCCAGAUAUAACUGUUCACCUGCAGAGUGAAAAUGGAGUCCUGGGUUUGGGUCCUUAUCCUUUAGAACAUGAGGUAGAUCCUGACCUGAUUAAUGCAGGUAAAGAGACAGUGACUGUUCUUCCAGGUGCCUCCUAUUUCUCUAGUGAUGAAUCAUUUGCAAUGAUUAGAGGAGGCCAUAUUGAUUUGACAAUGCUUGGAGCAAUGCAAGUUUCCAAGUAUGGUGAUCUAGCCAACUGGAUGAUUCCUGGUAAGAUGGUGAAAGGAAUGGGUGGCGCCAUGGACUUAGUAUCGAGUUCACAAACCAAAGUGGUCGUGACCAUGGAACACUCGGCCAAGGGCAACGUCCACAAGAUUUUGGAAAAAUGCAAUUUGCCACUUACUGGGAAACAAUGUGUGAACCGUGUAAUUACAGAGAAGGCUGUGUUUGAUGUGGACAAGAAAAAGGGACUGACCCUGAUUGAAAUCUGGGAAGGAUUGUCCGUGGAUGACAUCAAGAAAAGCACUGGCUGUGACUUUGCUGUUUCAUCAAAUCUCAUACCAAUGAAACAGAUUUCAGCUGAAUCAUAGCCUGGGCUUGACUUUCCAGAGACCCUGUUUCCAAAUGGGAGUUUGAUUGAAAGGAAAUCAACGUCUGUUUUGCAAUUAUAGUUUUUUUUAAAAGGGCUUUGUAAGUAGUUUCUAUGUAGUCACACCCCAGCCAUGAAUAGCUGUGUAAAUGGCAUUUUUAUGCACAUAACAUUACUAAUUUUGUUUAAAAGGGUGAAUUGAAUGCCUAAAUAUUUAAUAACAACAUUGUACAAUUUGAUUGUUAAUAAGCAUUAGCUCAAAAUGCCUUGUAGAAGUGAUCAUACUGCCAGAUGUUACAAUGUAAAACAAGUAUGGCACUACCUGUGUGCACUGAUGAUCAUGCAAACUUGUAACUGCCUGUGCUAAAGUCACAUAAGCAAGUCAAUCAUUUGGAGUGGAAAUAUUGUAAUUAUCGUGGUGAUUCUGACUCAUGGUGAGGGAUUUGUUGGCUUUCAUUGGGGAAUGAUUGUUGUGUUUAUAGUGAACUGCAAAGGUUCAUCUGGCAUAGGGACUUCUAUUUCCAUUUGUGGAAAACUUGGGGCCUUUUAAAUACAAGUCAGUGGCAAACUCCCACUGAGAAUAGUGGGAGCAAUUGGGCCUUCAGUUCUGAAUGUAUCUACAGGUCCUGUGGUGUUUAUGUACCAUUACUAACAAGGCUAAGGUACACCUUCCAGAGUGUGACCCUGCUGUAUGCAGUUGGUGAAACUCAUAAAUGUACAAUCCAGAAAGAGGCUAAUUUGAAUGGAAAAUAAGUCUCGUUCUUUAGACAAGUGAUAACCCUAAAGUUUCCUUACAGAAACCACUCAGUCUUUCCCAAUAACACUUCUCAUCCAAGCCAUCAUUAGAAAGGAGCUAAAUGAGGCUGCAGUAGGACAUAGGCUUAUGCCUAUGAGGUCACAGAAAGAAGGGUGGGUGGGGAGGAAAGGCAAAAGCCAAGUUUUGACAUGAAGUGUUUAGGGAAGAGUCAGGGAUAUGAGUCCUUUCCCUAAACUGUUCAAGCUUCCUGUAAGAAAAGAGUUAAAAACAACAAGUUCUUGGCCCUUGCUGAUUCAGGGAGCAGAAAAAUAUUUGGGACCCAAACUCCUAAUAACUAAAAUGAACAUGCAACAGCUACAGGACAAUCAAAAUAACCUUGCACCUUCCUGUUUGACAAGGUUCUUCUUUUUCCAUUAAAUUUACAGAGAACAGCUAUUUUGUUACUAAGCAGUAUAACUAUGAUAGCAUGGGAUGCGAUUUACAAGUUAUUAGA
Molecule: messenger RNA, 2827 nt
Organism: Gavialis gangeticus (Gharial)
Lineage: Eukaryota; Metazoa; Chordata; Crocodylia; Gavialidae
Gene: OXCT1
Product: 3-oxoacid CoA-transferase 1
Exons: 17
Coding region: 1-1578 (525 amino acids)
Biological process (GO): ketone body catabolic process
Cellular component (GO): mitochondrion
Molecular function (GO): succinyl-CoA:3-oxo-acid CoA-transferase activity
Source: RefSeq, a predicted model, not a curated record